AUGGAUGAUAAUGGAAAAAUGAAACCUUAUUUCCCUGCCAUAAUUAACGGAUGCAAUUCGGCAGCAGAUAACUUUUUCAAAUGUAUAAAUGAAUAUUUACAACCAUAUGGAGAUAAUACCGCUAUAAAAAAUGGAACAAAUCAAUGUCUUACUCUCAAAAAUAGUUACGAGAAAUGUACAGAGAGUAGUUUGAAAAAAAUGACGGAAAAUACACUUAUGUUUUUGACAGAAUAUAAAGAAUAUAAAGGAAAGAACAUAUAA
This is a messenger RNA of Plasmodium yoelii, 261 nucleotides long. Its product is annotated as conserved Plasmodium protein, unknown function. The record is from RefSeq and is a predicted model, not a curated record. Bases 1 to 261 code for a protein of 86 amino acids. Lineage: Eukaryota; Apicomplexa; Aconoidasida; Haemosporida; Plasmodiidae. The transcript is spliced from 3 exons.